UGUAAUCUUGUUUCUGCUAGGUGGCAACGUCUUUCAAAAAACUAAUAUAAACAGAAGAGAAUUUUGCAAAUUAAUGCUUGAUAAAUAAAUACACUUAAAAGUAAUUCAAGCGGAGCGUGUUAUUGACGUUGUUAGCAGAGAAAGAAAGAAUUUAAGUCUAAGCGACUGAUAAAUAUAUAUAUAAAUAGUUGAUCAACAUGGAAAGUGGGAGUAGCUCGAGCUCCACGUCUGGAAGCACAUCAUCCAGUGGAUCUUCCAGUUGCACGGACACAGGCAGCUCCUCAGACACCGACAGUAGUAGCACCGACGUUGCGGGUCCCGAGGAGAAGCCACAACAGACAAAAACACAACAAAGCGCAGUGCGACGCAAAAUUCCAAUGGAUAAUGAAAAGCCAAAGGGCGCAGGAAGCACCGCGUUGACGUCGGCAGCGAGCAAGGUGCGUUCUGUGGUGGCGGCCAGCAAUCAACGUAAUGGCGGCCUUUCCAGCGACGAUGAUGACGACGACGACGACGAUGCGCCGCCAGCCAAGAAGAAUCCACGUACAAUGAACAAUACGGUGGCCACAGCUGCAGCCCGAAGGAAGCCCUCGACGACCACGGCGCCAAAGCAGACAGCUGGGGGAUUAGCAGCGGCCAAGCCAAGCAAAAGCAAUAACCCGUCUCAGCGCAAUGGGGACAAUAAGCGACCCUCUUUAAGCUCCUCCUCGAACAGCACCGACGAAUCACACAGAGAGGUGAAAAAUGGACGCAAAGUGCCGCUGAAGCUGGCGAGCACGGCGACGGCUGUGCGGGCCAAGCAAAUGCGCGCCAAGGCGCUGCAGGCCAAGACGAGCAGCAGCAGCAACAACAACAGCAACAGUAUCAAUAAGAAUGGGCCAACGACAUCGCGACGUGGCAAGAGCAGAAGCAGCGAUGGCAGCGAUGAAUCCGACAGCGGCAGUGGCUCGGAGACGAGCUCCAUAAGUGAAUCGGAGGGCACAGAUUCCAGCAAUUCCUACAGCUCACAGCCGCCAACGGGCAAAUCAAAUGCCAAGGGCAAGCGAGCAGUCGGAGGAGGAGCAGCAGGAGACAGCGAGGAGGAGCGCAAAGACAAGGCGAAUCCGAUGAGAAAGCUUACACGUUCCCUAAGCAUGCGACGCUCCAAGCAGCAGCAACCGAAACCGGGCAGUGAAACGGAAUCGGAUGCAGAUCUCGAUCAGGAGGAGGAUGACAAACAGCGUGUGCUGUCCAAGAGUCCAGCUAAGAAAUCCGCCACAGCUGCCGGUCUCAACAGCAACAGCAACAACAACAGCAGCAACAGCAGCAGCAGCACCAAGUGCAAGGUGAAAAAGGAAAGCGGAGUAUUGAGUUGCCUCAAAUCGCGUCCAGUCUCGCCGGCUGUGCAGCUGGAGAAGAAGUGUCCCAUCGAGGGCUGCGAUUCCUCUGGCCAUUUGAGCGGCAACCUGGACAGACACUUUCUACCAGAGGCCUGCCCCAUUUAUCACAACAUGUCCGCCUCGGAGUGCAAGGAGCGUGCCAAUGAACGAAAGCUGCGCAACGAGCAGCGUCUCAAGUUGCCCAUCAACAUUGUCAGCGCGCCGGGAAAUCAGAACAGCAAUCUCAAAUCCCUGACGACCGAGCAACGAGAAUUUCUGGCCAAAAUACGCGAAUCUCGUGCUAAUUUUCGGCCCAUUAGCAACAACUUUUUGAAUGACAAGGUCAAGCUGGACAAAGACUGCACGGAUGAGGACCGCGAACCGAAUCUGGCGGGCCUGGUGCCCGACUAUGAUUUGCAGCUGUUUCGCGAGGCGCAAGCUCAGGCCUCCGAGCGCAUUGAGGAUGAGCUCAAGGAUCUGCCUGUGGGCAAGGGCAUCAAAUACAUCAGCAUGGGCAAGUACAAAAUGAAAGUCUGGUAUCAAUCUCCAUAUCCGGAUGAUGCUGCUCGCCUGCCCAAGAUGUACAUUUGUGAGUUUUGCCUGCGCUAUCAGAAAUCGGAGACGGGCAUCAAACGUCAUGCUGAGAAAUGUGUGUGGCGUCAUCCGCCUGGCGAUGAAAUCUAUCGCAAGGGCAAGUUGCAAGUGUGGCAAGUGGAUGGCAAACGUUAUAAGCAAUAUUGUCAGCAUCUCUGCCUGCUGGCCAAGUUCUUCCUGGACCACAAGACGCUCUACUAUGACGUGGAGCCGUUUCUCUUCUACAUCAUGACCUUGGCCGAUGUCGAUGGCUGUCACAUUGUCGGCUAUUUUAGCAAACAUAUACCAUUCCUGCAGGAAAAGAACUCGUUCUAUAAUGUAUCGUGUAUUUUAACCUUGCCCCCAUAUCAACGCAAAGGCUACGGCAGACUACUCAUCGAUUUCAGCUAUCUGCUAACCCGUGUGGAGGGCAAAAUUGGUUCGCCAGAGAAGCCGCUAUCCGAUCUGGGACUCAUAUCAUAUCGCUCCUACUGGAAAGAUGUGCUGCUCGACUAUCUAUGCAAUCGUUCCGGCAAUACACUCUGCAUCAAGGAUGUCUCACAGGAAAUGGCCAUAUACUCCUAUGAUAUUGUCAGCACGUUACAGGCGCUGGGCAUGAUGAAAUACUGGAAGGGCAAGCAUAUAGUGCUCAAAAAGCAGGAUGUGCUGGAUGAGUAUGAGGAGCGUGUAAAGCGUCGAGGAACAUUUCCCAAAAUCGAUGACUCUUGUCUGCGCUGGCAACCUUUUAUUCCGGCGCAACCGAGUGAAUCACCAUAACCACGAUGUUGGAAGCACUCCUCGACGUGCUUUGUGGACUCCUCCUAAUAAUAAUUACGAUUAAAAUUGUGCAUAGAGAUUGGAUACUAAUUUGAUGUAUAGUGCUUAAGACCUCAAGUAUUUGUAAUUGUAUUUGUAUAUGUUGGUAGCUAAUUGAUAGUAUGUAUCAAUAUUCAUAGUGAAAAUUCCUAAAUUCUGAUUCUGAUAUUGACUUAAAUAUACUCAAGAUGCGAACAAAUUCUUGAAAAGCAAGAA
Molecule: messenger RNA, 2960 nt
Organism: Drosophila innubila
Lineage: Eukaryota; Metazoa; Arthropoda; Insecta; Diptera; Drosophilidae
Gene: chm
Product: histone acetyltransferase KAT7
Exons: 7
Coding region: 198-2705 (835 amino acids)
Biological process (GO): regulation of DNA-templated transcription
Cellular component (GO): nucleus
Molecular function (GO): histone acetyltransferase activity; zinc ion binding
Source: RefSeq, a predicted model, not a curated record